This is a messenger RNA of Sitodiplosis mosellana (orange wheat blossom midge), 1073 nucleotides long. RefSeq names its product actin-binding Rho-activating protein-like. The coding region runs from base 259 to 747 and encodes 162 amino acids. Gene Ontology annotation, molecular function: actin binding. NCBI's taxonomy places the organism in Eukaryota, Metazoa, Arthropoda, Insecta, Diptera, Cecidomyiidae. The transcript has 3 exons. Gene Ontology annotation, biological process: positive regulation of Rho protein signal transduction. The record is from RefSeq and is a predicted model, not a curated record.
CGAAUCGUACUGAGAAGAGCAUUUUAUUGGAAGAAAUCCAAAAAUAAAUUGCAAAUUCGUUUUCAUUCUGACGGAAUUGCGUAUUAAGUCGCAAAAACAUUUUGAUCUCAUAGCAUUUUUCACAUUGUGAAAUCGAGUUGGAAAAAAUUUUGAAGAAAAUAUUUUUGGAAUUUUUGCUGCUUUUAAAAAUAUUGCUGAAAAAAUUGCCUUCGUUUCGGAAUUCUUCAGAAUUCGAUUUCAUAAUAAUCAGAAUUAGUCAUGUCACAUAAUCAAUGGUUUAGAGAACAAAGAGGUGCAGUUGCAAACGUAAAUGCACAGAGCUCACCACGUCCUGACCCUAGCAGAGAAGAAUAUGGAAGACCGGUAGCAGGAAGUUUAACAGAAGCCCGUGGACAAAAAGCCAACAUCCAUAUAAUCAGAGAAAUGCUACAAUUGUGUGAAAUCAUUGAUACUGGAGGGUAUGUGCAUUGUGAAGAAACACCGGAGCUAAAAGUGAUGUUCUUCGGUGAAUUAUUCGACAUUUACGCGUCAAUAAAUAACAAGCUGGUUGGUUUACUUUUGAGAGCAAGAAAGCAGGGAUUCAUUGACUUUGAAGGCGAAAUGCUAUUCCAAAGAAGAGAUGACGAGGUGCCGAUUUUCAUGCUGAAAACUACCGAUGAAAUCAAAGCAAUUUUAAAUGAGAAAAUCGAAGGGAUACAACAAAAUGCAAGCGAAAAUCCGCAACCAACUGAUAUGUUGUUGAAAUGAAUUUAAAGAAAGAAAAUUUAUUUGAAUCUUGUCUAAUAAUUAGAUAAAUCUGAGGUCAGUGCACUUUAGACAAAAAAAAAUAAACUAAAAAAUUCAUUUUCAUCUAACAUUAAAUUUAUCACUCAAUCACUAAAGAAACCAUAUAUUCUUUUUUGAGUUGAGAAAAACUCAACUGUGGUGUUGUUUACUUAGUUCUCGUUGAUUUGGAAGGUCAUUUUACCGUUCAUACAAUCAUUUGUUCAAUGUUUACUGUAAAUAAAACUGAACGAUAUAAAUAAACGAUUUUGUUAUAAAUAAAUGUUUCUUGUGGUUUUGGCGUGAAUGCA